UCCGGUGCGAGAAGCGGCGCCAAACGCUCGCUACGAAGGCGGCAGAACUCGAUCGGAGGCGGGAAUCGCGCGAUUGCGGCAGCCGAUGCUGCGAGUUUAUAUCGACAAAGAGUUUGAUGAAAUCGAAGAUGUUUUUGUAUGUUGUGAGAGUGAUGAUGAAAAAUUUGCAGGUCGUGUUGAUUACGUACUGGUUGACGGUUGGGGUGGCUGUUGGGAGAGGCUACCAUCAUCGUGGAGAUGGCAGACACGUUCGAAACAUAGAUUCCAAUGGGAUAUCAGUUCUUGGAGGAGACUUUAAUCACGAUUUGGCGUUUCCUCGUUUCUCCGAGCCCAUUCCCAACGUCACAGUCACCGUCGGGAGAGAUGCUUUGUUGGCGUGCGUCGUGGAUAACCUUAGAGGGUUUAAGGUUGCAUGGGUUAGAGUAGAUACUCAAACAAUUCUUUCUAUACAUCACAACGUUAUCACACAGAACCCUCGCAUAUCUCUAUCGUACAACGACCACAAGUCAUGGUAUCUACAUAUCAAAAAUGUACAAGAAGUAGAUAGAGGAUGGUACAUGUGUCAAGUAAACACUGACCCGAUGAGGUCCAGACAAGGAUACCUUCAGGUAGUCGUUCCUCCAAGUAUAAUCGACAAAGAAACCAGUUCCGAUAUGGUUGUACUUGAAUCUACAAACGUCAGUUUAACAUGUAAGGCGACGGGAUAUCCUGAACCAUACGUCAUGUGGAGAAGAGAGGAUGGUGAAGACAUACGUUAUAAUGGAGAAAAUGUGAAUGUUGUUGAUGGAGAAAUAUUAUUCAUAACGAAGGUCAGCAGGCUCCACAUGGCAGUAUACCUCUGCAUAGCAUCAAAUGGUGUACCGCCAUCUAUCAGUAAAAGAGUUCAACUAAAAGUACAAUUUCCUCCAAUGCUAUCGAUUCCUAACCAAUUGGAGGGAGCUUAUGUCGGCCAGGAUGUGACCCUGGAAUGCCGGACGGAAGCUUUUCCAACUUCCAUCAAUUAUUGGACGACGGAAAGAGGAGACAUGAUUAUCUCAGGUAGUGAUAAAUACGAAGCAGUUUCGAUGGACAACGGCUACAAGAAGUACAUGAUGCUGAAGAUACGUCGUGUAACCAAGAUAGAUUUCGGAUCAUACAAAUGUGUAGCGAAAAAUUCGUUAGGAGAAACUGACGGAGUGAUCAAACUUGAAGAAAUUCCGGCUCCAACGACAGUGAAAACAACUACUCAUCUGGCUACUCCAGUCGCCAAAAAAGGCAACUCCAGGGGAUCUACGAAAGGCACGCUAAAUGACAACAGAGUAAAUUCGGUCGGGAAAGCCGAUGAUUCCAGUAUAGCAGAUUACGACUACGACAGUGAGUACACUCUGCCGUCGAAUGGCCCUCCGCCCAUCCAGGAGCCUCCGGGCGCCUUCAGUGGAGCGUCGAGAAACUUCAGCUCCGGCGGAGUCGUCGUUUUCUGCUUCUUCCUCUCGAUACUUUUCUUCUUUUUCGCCUCGGCGGCCGCGGCCUCGUCCGAUGAGGGCCCGAGGUGAUGCCCGAAAUGAAAUUAGGAAAGUAGUAGUCGAGGAAAGGAGUGCAGCGGAGGAUGACUGCGUUUCAAAAGUGUGCCAUGGCUCUACUCAAGUGGCAAAACAUAUCCAGAAUGAGACUGACUGAUCAAUAACUUCUAUUAAAAAAAUGGACCUGUACUGUAAAUAUUGUAAAAAGUGUAUUGUAAAAAUAAGCUAGUACAAAGUGUAUACAAAAAUAAAGAUGCUCUGCUAAAGUGUAUUAUAGAGACUGCCGUUUCAUUACGAGAUAGUGCUUCAGUUUGAAUAGAGGAGGACGUUUUAAAUUAAAUAAUAUAAUAUUUGUAAUUAAACCCUUAUUUUCAACAGGGAGGAGUAAACUCAAAAGACUCAAUUCGGUUCAGAGGUGAUUCACCAUCCCCUACGUACGUUUCUGUAUCUCCAGACGUCUUCAGUGGGGCUACAUGAACAACUCUACAUGAAGAGGUGUUCAUGUAGCCCCACUGAAGAUGUCUGGAGAGACAGAAACGUACGUACGGGAUUGAAACUUAAUUGAAACCUAGGCUCUAUUUAAUUUUUCAUUUAGUCAUAUUUUGAAUAAAAGGAAUCAACUUUCGUUGGAAUUUUUACUAGAUGAAUAGACGAAAUGUGAUUGCAUAUUUUUUUAUUUAAAGAAGACAAAGUCGCAUCCACCCGAAGGUUGUUAGGGACAUUUCUGUAACAUUUGUAACAAUAUUAAAUCAAAAAUUGGUAAAAACUAAUUACAAUUUGUAUACAAUUAAACCUUUGGAGCAAUAAUUCGAUUCCACGCACUAACAUUUUAUUUUUAAAAUGAACUUUCAGAUCGCUAGCGACACUCCGAAUUAGCGUUACGCGCACUAGUAUUCUGCUUGUUCAUAUUUUCUUCUACGCCUAUGUGGGAUGGUAUCCACAGGAAGUGGAUUCUUCUGAAACUUUCUUGAGCUUCCAUUAGUUCGACCAUGAUCCUUUUCUCAAUGGGGUGUUUAUGGUAUAUAUUUUGCAUAGCUUUGACUAUGCUAAGAGAGUCGGAGAGGACUAGACAACAAGGAAGGUUUUUAAUAUUUACACGUUUGGUGGCUUCAAACAAACAAAAAACUCUGCAGUAUAGAUGCUGGAAUUUAAACAAAGAGGUUGGAGCAUAGCAAGGCGAUGGAAAAACCCAUCUAUAUUCUUUUGAAGUAGAAACUUGAAUCUUAAUGUUGACUUAAUUGAGAUGUGUCACUUUCCCAGUCCGAUGCCUCACUACCAAGGUGUUUAAAAAUGUUUUUCCUUAAGGACGUGAAUUUGCAUUUUAUAGAUCUUUCUUUUAAAUGAGGGUAAACUUCAGUAAGCAUAUCGGUCAUGGCUGGUAGGUCUGUGGUAUAUUCUUGAAUCGUGGCUAUAGGAUCUGUUGAUCCCGUGAUAUUCGUUAGGAGCAUGUUAAGUUGAUCAAAGUUUAGAGGGAAAGGUUGAGGGUGAUUUUCUAUGAAGUUUUUGGCAGGGUCAAGUAAGAGAGAAAAUGAGCAUUCAGAAGUGCUUGCUGAACUAAUUUUAGCUUUUUUAGAUUUUGCUUGGACUUUAGGCGGUGGAAAAAUGUUACGUUCUUUUGAAGAUGGAUCUGCUUCAGGUGAAAUAAUUUCAUCAAAGUUACGUUUUGGUUGAUUAAUUAUGUGACUGUCCUUAUUUGAUGCAUCUACUUUGUUCGGUAUCUCCGGGAUAUUAGAAAUAGACAUUUGUUCACACUGAGAAAGGUUUGUAUCAUUGGGUGCUUGCGAAGAUAUAUUUAUUGCCCUGGAUACCGAAGCUUCAUUGUUUUGUUUGGGGUUUAGUUGAGCUACUGGUUCGGAGCACUUUGAUGCAAUGUGACCUGGCUUCUUGCAUCUAAAGCAAACUAAACUGUCUUGAAAAAUGAAUAUUCUAUAUAUCGUGUUAUCAAAAACAAGAGUAAAUGGCUCUGGUAGUGUUAGACUGUGAGGACUGAUAUAGAUGUGUCUUCGAAAACUAAGGAUGUGACUGUGCUCAGGCAUAGAAGCACUAAUUUUGAGGAAUGUCAUGGGGGAGACAGGAACUAUGCCGAUUUUUUGUAACUUAUUGAUUAGCAAGUCGUGCGGUAUUGAAGGACAUACGCCGGAGAGCACAAGUCGUUCCGCUGGUGUCUAACCUUCUUGCUCUGACAAUUUCACCUUGUAUUUCUAAUUGACCAUGAUUAUUCAUAAAAUCAUCUACUAUUUGUUUAUUGGAUAAAUACAUACAUACGCGAUUAUUAGAUAAUCUAGAAGAGAAAAUUAUAUUUUUCGGUUGAAUUAUAUUUCCAAGUGGGAGAAGGUAGUCUUGAAGUUUGGUGUUUUCUAAGGCACUAAAGAUAAUUGCUUGGGACUUUAAAGGAAAUUGCACUCUAGACGCUGCCAGAGUAUGACUGUGAUGCGUUUAUUUGGCGUUGAUGGUCUUGUAUUGUAGAACUGUUGUGUGAUUCCAUGUUUGAAUUCAUUUCGAUAAACGUUAAGUGAAAAGUAAGUCCGACCCUGUACGCCUGCUAAAGCAGGUAUAUCGGUCUUUACCAAAAGCGGUUAUUUUGCUGGUAAAACUGGAUUUGUUUAUUGCCAACAAUAACAAAUAAUUGCAGUUUGCUGACUUUAAUGCUAAUUUAACUGGAUAUUAUGUAAAGAGUUUGUACACUUAGAGUUUAUUUCAAUAUAUCACUGAGAUUCACAAUUUAUAACUUAUAUUCAACUUUUUUAAUAUUAAAAUUAUUCGGAGCCCACAUUGAAUACAACAUUAUAGUUAUCGAUGCAGGACCGGUCUCCGCGAUUGCAUAUUGUAGACUCCCUUUCGUUUUCUUUUCUCGUCGUCUCCUUGUUUUAUAAAUUGUAAAAAUCAGAGAUUAAGGAUCUUACCAGAAAGUGGUUCCAUGAAAAGUUUCAGAUUUAUUGUUUAGAUCUGAGACUUCCCAUGUCUCUCCAAUAAUGUCACUAGAAAAAUCAUCAGAUUCAUCUCUUUUUUGGUUGAUCAUGUCGGCCUUUGACGGUAAUCAACAAAUAUUAUAUUACACUAAUACGUCGCUAAAGAGUUUUUUUUAUAUAAUAUCAGACUAUAAAUCUAAAAAUUAAAGGAAUAACGCAGAAAACACAAAAAAAUCACCGAUAUAACUUAAUUAACCUAUGAAUUUUAAAUGACAAUACUGUCGAAAUUUCAUAAUUUAGUUUAGUAAACUUGCCUGCAAUAGGACCAAUUACAAACAAGCAUUACGGCGCGGUAAAUUUGAAUUACUCCUCCUAGUUUAAAAACGAGGUAUAGUGUAUUAAUUUUAGUAUAUUUUUUAUAAAAGAUGUUAGUAAGAAUUUUGCUAUAAAGAAUAUAAUUUAAUUUACAACAGUACAGAUGUGACCAAGGGUUGUGAUCUUUAAUUGUAUCACAAGGUAUUUUUAAGCAUUGCAAAAAAAAUUCUUUCUUCAAAACUAGUUUAUUAUUAAAAAAUGGAUAACCAUUUUCAAUUUCGUUGCAAAACUACAAUACAGCCGAACCAUAUUCUAGUCCAAUCAGAGAGUGCAGCAAGCACCUCUACCGGUUUCGAAACUUAUUAGUCUCUCAUCAGGAGGCACACAUGCUGCUCUCCCUGAUCCAACCAAAGCAAACCCCAGCGUGCAGUCCCGGAUUGCAACGAACGAAAUGGCAUAGAUGCCCUAGCGCCAACUGCUACAACAAAACUAAGUUUUCACUCUAAUUGCAUAUAAAACAACAUAAUGCUAUUCUACACCCCACCAGAAUGAAAACAAUGGGAACCUUCUGUGGUUACACCUCCGAGGCUUCUACAAUAUGCAAACUAUACGGAUGCUGAGACUAAGGAAGAUGAGGGAAUUCUACAAUUUACAAUUCACGUCCCAUCUGCUCAGCGCGGUAAAGUUCCAACGAGAAUGGUUUCCUUCGUACUCCAAUCAGAGUAAAUGUAAAUAAAAAAUGGAUAACCAUUUUCAAUUCUUGUUGGAACUUUACCGCGCUGAGCAGAUGGGACGUGAAUUGUAAAUUGUAGAAUUCCCUCAUCUUCCUUAGUCUCAGCAUCCGUAUGGCUUGCAUAUUGUAGAAGCCUCGGAGGUGUAACCAGAGAAGGUUCCCAUUGUUUUCAUUCUGGUGGGGUGUAGAAUAGCAUUAUGUUGUUUUAUAUGCCAUUAGAGUGAAAACUUAGUCUUAGUUUAUUAUUACUUGAUCUUCUGUUUUUCUGUUAUUUUACUCAGUUGCCUAGUAAAUCACUCGAGGCACAGUUUUUUAUUUGGAUAGAUACAAAUUUUUUGUGGAUAACUCUCUCGUCCUCUUCAUAUUCAGGUUUAAAAAAAAUUUAUUUCUGAAUAUUACUCUGCCAGUUAAGUACCGUGUCUGAGUAUCGUCUCUGCCAGUCGCCAUUAUCACCUGGUCAUCAGCAAACUAAUGUUUAUAUUAUACAUUCAUCGUCAAGUUCUAUACUCAACCUACGUACGUUUUUCUAUCUUCCCAGGGCUGCUGCAAGAUAUAUCUUGAAUAAAGAUGGUGAGAUAAAUAUUAUAUAAAAAGGAUUUCCACACUUUUAGUUCUUUCUGAUUUGCCAGUCCCCUUCCUGCAGAUUUCUUCUUUCCAUCGCUUCGUCCACUUCAUCUUUAAAAAACUUCAGGGUCUGCCUCUCUAUUUCUUCUUCCUAUCGGACUCCACUCUGUUAUUCUGUUUAUCAAAUGUUUUUAGUCUGCUCUUCUGACAUGUCCGUAACAGGUUAAUCUUUUCCGUUCUAUAUAGUCUAUCAUAAUAUGAGUUCAGUCUCACGCUUUUCUUAAUUUCUAUGUUCCUUAUUCUAUUUCCUUUUGUUACUCUGCAGCUUCUCCUUAGGAAAUCCAUCUCUGUUGAUUUUAUUUUGUUUUUUUUUUUUCUUAUUUAUUAUCCAAUUUUCACACCCAUUAGUAAGGAUACUUCUUGUCAGGGUAUUAAGUAUUUUUUCUUUUCGUUUUUAUACCGAUGUUUUUAUCCCUUAUUAACGGGUUUAUUUUUCGUAUGCAGUCUCUUGUUUGUCCUAGUCUAGUUUUUAUAUCUUUUUCAGUUGUUCCUUUGUUUGAUAUUAUGAAACCUAAAUACUUGUACUUGUCUGGUCCUUUGAUUUGUGUGCCUUCGUCUAUUUCCAGUUGUUUUAUUUCUGUAUUCUCCGUUGUUAGGUAAUCAGUUUUCUUUAGGUGUUUUUCCAUUCCAUUCUUUGUGAUAUAUUUCAGCAAUAUUUAACAUUGUUCGUCCGCUAUAACUUUUCCCAUGCAUCACGAUUCAUUUUCAAACAAAUUAAGUCAAAACUUGAAAGUGAAACGAACGUCGAUGUGUAUAUACAUUUUGUAUACUGUAUACUAUAUUAUACUAUACUCCAUCUAAUUUACUUACCAUUGCACGUCAUCCACAUUAUAGCCCGUGACGUCACAUGAUACCAACACGAAAUAUUUAGGCGGUAGGUGUGUUCUUUUUUAGAAUCCUUUUGCCAAGUACACUGGAAUUACAGCCACUAGACAUAUUUUAUUAUAUACGCGUAGAAAUAAUAUUUGAAGAUUUCUAUUAAUGUUAACUUAAAGACAUACACAAUAAUAUGUUUCGUUUAAUUUGUAUAAAUUGAUUAUAAAGCGUUUUUGUGAAGCACAUUUGUUCGGAACACACUUUAACUGUAAUCGAACGAAGGUGACAUUUUGGCAUACAUUGGUAAAAUUUAUUUGACAGUUGCGGUAUUGACACUUUAGAUUUGUUUUUAUUCUUUACUCGUAGUAUUUGUUUUAUUAUAUUUAUUGUUUUUAUUAUUUACUUUAAGGUAAGAUUAUAAUUUAAUUCUAGUUUUCUAUUUCUAAUGUUUUUAUUUAUUUACAUUGAAUAUUAAUUUGUUUUGUUGUGUAAUCCAAGUUUGCAAUAAUUAUGUGAUCUAUUUGAUUGAAAAUGAAUUCAGAAUUUUUUAUAAUUUGGCAACAAUGUCAACUUAGAUCUCUGACAUAGACAAUGACGUGCAACGGUAAGUAAAUUAGAUAAACUGUACACACAUCGGCGUACGUUUUACUUUAUGUUUUGACUUACUUUGUUUGAAAAUGAAUCGUGACGCAUGGGAAAAGUUAUAGCGGACGAAUAAUAAAAUGUAAUAUAUAGUAUCCAGUAUACAAAAUGUAUAUACACAUCGACGUUUGUUUCACUUUAUGUUUUGACUUAAUUUGUUUGAAAAUAAAUCGCAACCCAUGGGAAAAGUUAUAGAGGACGAACAAUAGCAGCACAUUUACCAAAAAUAAACUGUGCUGUCAUAAUUUGGUAAAUUAAUAUUGUCAUAAUUUAGUAAAAACUUUUUUUUCCUUUUUAUAGUGUUUUAAGUAUAUUAUAUGAUUUAUUUACAUCACUAGGUUUUCAGUACUACUUGUAUAAUAAUGAAGCACACCGUACAUCUUAUGGAAAAUGUAACGUAACUCAAAUAUUCUUCUCGAAAUUACAAAAAUUUCAUAUCAUUGCGUAAACUCUGAAUUUGAUUUAUGAUGGCUUAAAUUGAUAUAAGUAAAUAAAUCUAAAAUCACAUUGGUAUGUAAAUGAGUUAGAAAACAGAUUUCAUAAUUCGGCAGUUCAUAAAUCUUUCUCCAGGUAUAAGGCAGAGGCUUACUCUUAUCUAAAUAUUAGUAGGUAUAAUUUGGUCAGUCGUACCAAAGUAUAUAGUUCCUCUAAUCGGCUUAACUCACGCUGGGUUAAGCUGUUUUCAAUAGCCAUUUAGUAUUUAUAAAUGACAUACAGGGUGUUAGUAAAUAAGUAUGAAAAACUUUAAGGAGUAAUUUUACAUGAAAAAAUAAUGAGAUUUUGCUCGAUAAAUGUAUGUCCGCAAAUGCUUCGUUUAUACGGGGUGUUGAAAUUUUUAUUUCAAAAUGCCAAUUUAUUUAUUGCUCUAAGACCGGUUGAGAUAUGAAAAUGAAAUUUGGUGCGUUUUAAAAGGUAGUUAUUGUACAUUGUUUGAAAUCCAAUUAAGAAUUUUUUAUUUAUCAUUUGCGCGCCUAGGGAAGUGGUCUGAAUUUUUUUAAAGAAAAAAAUAAUACGCCACUGAUAUAUUUCGAAUUAAAAAUUAUUUUUAUAUUUUACUCCUAAUUUGUGAUAAAAAACCUUUCUUGUCUUUUUUUCAUAUGGUGCACGGUUUUUUUGCAGAAAAAUAAAACAUCUUGACGGGUAUUUUUUAAUACAUUAUCAAGAACUAUCCAAUAUAAUAAUACUAAACUAAAACAAUAACAGAAAAUAUUACUAAUAAGAUUUUAACUAGGUGCAGAGCUACAACAAAUGUUAAAAAUAACCUCCUUUAGAGGUGACAGAAUAAUUUUAUAUUCAUCAUUGGCGCGCGUACGGGUAAUGGUUUGAAUUUUUUUUAAGAAAAAAUAGUACGCCACUGAGAUAUAUCAAAUUAAAAUUCACUUUUCAAUUGCUUGUUUAAUUUACGACAAAAAUUCUUUCUUGCUUUUUUUCAUAUGCAGCGCCGUUUGGAUGCAAAAAAAUAAAACAUCUUAACGUUUACAAAGUAUUUGAACUAAGUUUCUAUACAUAUGGAAACUACCUCGAAUACUUUGUAAGCGUUAAGAUGUUUUAUUUUUUUGUAUAAAAACGGCGCCUCGUAUGAAAAAAAGGCGAGAAAGAUUUUUUGUCGGAAAUUGAACGAGGAAUUCAAAAAUAAUUUUUAGUUUGACAUAUCUUAGUGGGGUACUAUUUUUUUCUUAAAAUAAUUCAGACCAUUCUUCGUACGCGCGUUGAUGAUGAAUAUAAAAUUCUUCUGUUACCUGUAAAGGAGAUGAUUUUGAACAUUUCUUGUAGCUUUGCACCUAGUUAAAAUUUUAUUAGUGAUAUUUUCUGUUAUUGUUCUAGUUUAGUAUUAUUAUCUUGGAUAGUUCUUGAUAAUGUAUUAAAAAAUGAAAAAUACGCGUCAAGAUCUUUUAUUUUUUUACAUAAAAACGGUGCACUAUAUGAAAAAGAGAAGAGAAAGGUUUUUAUCAGAAAUUAUACGUAAAAUACAAAAAUAAUUUUUAUUUCGAAAUAUUUCAGUGGCGUACUAUUUUUUUCUUUAAAAUAACUCAGACUAUUACCCGUAGGCGCGCCAAUGAUGAAUAGAAAAUUCUUAAUUGUAUGUCAAAAAGUGCAAAAUAAAUACCUCUUAAAACGCACCAAAUUUCAUUUUCAUAGCUCAACCGGUCUAAGAGUAAUAAAUAAGUUGAUAAUUUUAAAUAAAAAUGUCAACACCCCGUAUCUCGUAAACGAAGUAUUUGCGGACAUAUGUUUAUAGAACAGACUGUUAUUAUUUUCAUGUAGAAUUACUUCUUAAAGUUUUUCAUACUGAUUUACUAACAACCUGUAGACUUCAAAAAUGUGAUUUCCAUAAAUAAUUACAACUUAGUUCGUUACUAAUCAAAAUUCAGAGUUGGCGUAAUAAUAUAAAAUGAUUGUGAUUUCGAGACGAAUCUAGUCAUGUAAAUUUUAUUGCAUUUGAAUAACUUUGAGUUUUUCAUAAGAUAUGUACAGUUACCUUUAUUGUACUAAAUUUUAAGUAAUAUUACUAGAGUAAUAGAAUCUUUUAUUUUGAUUUAUUAAUGUUUUCAGAUUUAAAACGUUUGCCUCCGACUUAAAUAUUCAACUAUUUGUAAUUAGAUAUGUAUAAAUUGAAUUCAAUUAAUAAAGUUUGAAGUGAAAA
Messenger RNA from Diabrotica virgifera virgifera (western corn rootworm), 10182 nucleotides. Its product is annotated as neurotrimin-like. Gene Ontology annotation, cellular component: neuron projection. The coding region runs from base 117 to 1532 and encodes 471 amino acids. The transcript is spliced from 12 exons. NCBI's taxonomy places the organism in Eukaryota, Metazoa, Arthropoda, Insecta, Coleoptera, Chrysomelidae. The record is from RefSeq and is a predicted model, not a curated record.